AUGUCGGUCCCACCGCAAGUGAUUCACGUCAAGCGCAAACGGACUGAAGAAGGGCCUGUCGCCUUCCUGCGCCUCGAGGAGAACAACAAGCGAUACCGGAGCAGCGCGGGCACCUUUCUCUACAAGCGCAAUGAUCCCACAGCCGUCGAGGCUCCCGCCCCGGCCGAGACACGGGACAUCAGGCCUGUCAUACAUGUAUCGAAGCCCGGCGACGAGGAGGAGAGGCCGCCCGUCGUCAAGACGGCAAGGGCUGCGUCCGGCACAGACGCGCAGCAGCAGCAGCAGCGGGCGCACAAGCCAAUUGCUUCGCCGCGGGCCAUCAGCACCUCGGCUGCAGCCAAGAGGUUAGCAGGAGGCGCGGCGACGACGACGACGACGACGGGAGGAGGGGGCCAGCGCAGGUUUCAUCUGUCGAGGAGCUCGACGCCGGCCACGCCCCCGCCCGUCUUGGGCUCGGGAGGUGUCAACAAGAGGUCGCGCUACGCCUCGCCAGCCGUCUUUGUGGAGCGGGGCAAAAGAAAGAAGGCGACCGCCGCGGGAAAGGCCCUGGAGAAGCAAGUAUCAGGGCUCGAUCUCAGAUCUGGCGGGCCUAGGUCUCCCUCCCCGCCGCCGCCCGAGAGCAUGGAUGUCGAGCAGCAGAAGGGGCCGCCGGCCCGGCUGCCCAAGAGGCCAGGAUCCAAGAUGGCCGGCUCCAGGGUCGCGUCGGCGGCCGCUGGACCACCAGAAGCAAGCGGCGGCUUGCCAAAGUCUCUGCUCAACCGGUGGGAGGUGGACACGGACGAGCUGGCGCGCGAGAUGAAUGAGUACACUCUGAAACAGAUUGGCCUCAAUCUCGCACGGAUCGAGGCCGAGGACAGCAAACGGGCCGCCUCGGCAAAGCCCGCUGCUGCGACCACAACCACUCCACUUUCGCCGCCCAGGAAACCUUCCUCGUCGUACCUGAGGGGUUUCAAGCCAAAGUCUCCUGCCGCCAAAAAGCCGUUGGGCCUGUCGGAACCAGAAGGCACAGAAACGGCAGCGGCAGCGCCAAGACAGCAGACUCAAGACGUGGUGGAUGUGGACAUGGCUGAGGAAGGCGAUAGUCCCGAGAGCGACGAGGAAGAUGACGAUGAGGAGGAUUACGUCACAGAGACCUACUACAGGGUUCCUGAGCAGGUCCUCGACGCGGCUGACAUCAACCCAGAGCAUGUCGGCCUCCUGGUGUUCGAUACGGAGCCCGACGUCGAGUUCUUCUACGGCAACGAGAGCGAGAGCGAGGAGGACUGGGAGCCCGACGAAGAUGAGAACGGGUGUGGCUACACCACAGCUGAAAACUAUUAUACGGCCGACUACCCCGAUGAUGAAGUCGCGUCUGAUGAUGAGUACGACCAGAAUGCCUACCAUUACCGCACCGGUAACGCUUCGGACCUGGAGGAGUUUGAUGAUGACGCGUUCAGCGGCGACGAGGAUAAUGGAGGAUUCAAGAUCACGAUCGGAGGCAAGAAGUCCUCCAACAUGUAUUGA
Thyridium curvatum is the source of this 1503-nucleotide messenger RNA. RefSeq lists its product as uncharacterized. The transcript is spliced from 3 exons. Lineage: Eukaryota; Fungi; Ascomycota; Sordariomycetes; Thyridiales; Thyridiaceae. Bases 1 to 1503 code for a protein of 500 amino acids. Gene Ontology annotation, cellular component: cytoplasm. The record is from RefSeq and is a predicted model, not a curated record. Gene Ontology annotation, biological process: protein import into nucleus.